CACAGCUUCAACCGCGCGCGACCUGUCCUUUGGCAUACGAACGCGUAUCCUGUAUUGAUAGUUGAUCGAGUACGUAACUUCUUCUGAAGAGAGAGAAGAGAGAGAGAGAGAGAGAGAGAGAGAGAGAGAGAGAGAGAGAGAGAGGUGUCGCUUCAGAGGUGCGUCUUGAAGAAUUUCCGAAGGUCCUAUAAACUGCUCGAAAAGAUCGCGAUAUGAAGAUUAUCAAAUAUCUUUGCUGUACUCUGGCUUGCAUGUGCCUGUUGAAGGUGGCAAAUACUGAAGUUUUAAAAGACAAGAAUUCACUUUUACAGUUCGAACGGCAGCUUCUAAAUGCUUUAAAAGAAGAGAAAACAAUCAAGUCGAAGAGACCAUUUUGCAAUGCUUUCACGGGAUGCGGCAGAUUUGCGGAUAAAAGGAGAGUGAAGAAGAAAGGACCUUCCACUCUGCGCGAUUUACAGGACCUUGAAGUAACGAGCGACAACAUUCAGCUUCCGGUUUCUCUGUACAGGGCACUGCUGAAUGCCGCCAAACAAAACGUUUGGAAAGCGAUAGAUCGUGAGGAGUACGAUUAUCGAUUACAACAAAUGCCGCGGAUUUAUUUCUCGGGUCAAAUGCCCCUACGUGACACGAUGGAAAGCUAAUUUUGACGGACGUAACUUUUGAUGCAUGGACACCGCCAGAAUUUGUAACAGAUGGAGUUAUACUUUGUCUUCUUGUUUUUAAAUGUGUAAUAGAAAUUUAUCUAUAAUACUAAUUAAAUAUUUCAUGAGAAUUAAGUUAUGAGAUUAUACCGUUUUAACUGAAGCGGUGCCUAUGCCAUGAUAUAUUUAUUUCCGUUUUUCUGUCUCGUCAUAAUUGAAGAAAUCUAAAUUGAAAGAAGAAAAUUGUACCAUUAUAAUUACACAUUUUAUUUUAUGUGCAACUUCCGCGAGAAUUUUACCGCUACGAAUGUAUAAUUCGCAAAAGAAGCAUAUAAAAAUGUAAUCAAUAUAAUAUUGGUGUUAGCUAGAAUUAAAUUAGAAAUAUUCAUUUAUUUGCUGGAGCAUUUUGACAAUUAUGCAUUUAUUUGUACGUACCUCAUCCUUCCGAC
Messenger RNA from Temnothorax curvispinosus, 1090 nucleotides. RefSeq lists its product as uncharacterized. Lineage: Eukaryota; Metazoa; Arthropoda; Insecta; Hymenoptera; Formicidae. The record is from RefSeq and is a predicted model, not a curated record. The coding region runs from base 213 to 641 and encodes 142 amino acids. The transcript has 4 exons.